AUGAAAAAAAUUUUAGUUCUUUUUAUUGCAUGUCUUUUUAUCUCAGUAACUGAAUCAAAUCUUCGUCGUCGACGACAAUAUGGUGGAUAUAAUAUAGUUCAACAAUAUGACAAUCAAUAUGGACUUUAUGGUCCAGGUGGUCAAGGUUGGGUAAAUAAUUAUAAUAAUCGUUAUCCAAAUCCAAAUUAUGCUUGGAAUAAUAAUUGGAGUUGGAAUCAAGGUAAUCGACGCCCUGAAUGGUAUUAUAAUUCAUCAAAAACAAUUCAACCAUCAAUUUUUUAUUCUCUAAUUUUUCUAUUAUUUUCUUUUUUCAUUUGA
Messenger RNA from Adineta steineri, 318 nucleotides. Lineage: Eukaryota; Metazoa; Rotifera; Eurotatoria; Adinetida; Adinetidae. The record is from the annotation of a GenBank genome assembly.